CACCGUGAGGAAAAAGAACCAAACAAAAGAUUUGAAAAAUAAUUAGCAGCUGCAAAUAGUUGCUCACUAGUUUUCUUUGUUGCAGUUUGCAAGUUCGACGCGCACUUUCUUUACUCUCAGAUAAAUUAUCUCGAAUCGUGCGCUUCAAUUACGAACGGAGUUUGGGAAAACCAGUUUUUUAGCGUGUUUUUGUGACUCAUCAGUUUCCACAGGCUCGCAAGGAGGAAUUUCGCCAUGGCCGCCAGCAACAACAGCGAGUCCGCCGAUCAGGUUGGCAUACGUGUGGAUAAUACCGAGAAUCGGGACGAUCACACCGAUGCCCUGGGCUCCUCGGGUGGCAGUGCAGGUGUGGCCACCGCAUCUUCGCACAAUCCAUACGGAAGCGGCGCCAUCGGGCAGCUGGCCAAUGGCUACAGCUCACCCUCCAUGACCUACAGGAAGAAUGUGGCCAAGAUGGUCACGGAUCGUCAUGCUGCCGAGUACAAUAUGCGACACAAGAACCGCGGCAUGGCUUUGAUCUUCAAUCAUGAGCAUUUUGAAGUGCCCACCUUGAAGUCCCGAGCGGGAACCAAUGUGGACUGCGAGAACCUGACGCGCGUGCUAAAACAACUGGACUUCGAGGUCACUGUGUACAAGGACUGUCGUUACAAGGACAUACUGCGCACCAUCGAGUACGCAGCUUCUCAGAAUCACAGCGACAGCGAUUGCAUUCUGGUGGCUAUUCUAUCGCACGGAGAGAUGGGCUACAUCUACGCCAAGGACACACAGUACAAGCUGGAGAACAUCUGGAGCUUCUUCACCGCCAACCACUGCCCCACGCUGGCUGGCAAGCCCAAGCUGUUCUUUAUCCAGGCCUGCCAGGGAGAUCGUUUGGACGGCGGAGUGACCAUGCAGCGCAGCCACACCGAAACCGAUGGCGACUCCUCAAUGAGCUACAAGAUACCCGUGCAUGCGGACUUUCUCAUUGCCUACUCCACGGUUCCUGGAUUCUAUUCGUGGCGAAACACCACCCGCGGCAGCUGGUUCAUGCAGAGCCUGUGCGCAGAAUUGGCAGCAAAUGGCAAGCGCCUGGACAUCCUCACCCUGCUGACCUUCGUGUGCCAGCGGGUGGCCGUCGAUUUUGAGUCCUGCACCCCGGACACGCCAGAGAUGCACCAGCAGAAGCAGAUCCCUUGCAUAACCACCAUGCUGACGCGCAUUCUGCACUUUACCGACAAGCAGAUGGUGCCGGCGGGACGGGUUUGAUAGCUACUAGACUGGAUAGUGAGCUGGCUGCGGAGAGGUGUGUGAUAAGCGGAGGAAAGGCGUAGGAACGCCGAGUCGCAAUUAAGAUACAACUGCCAAACGUAACUUCGCUGGCUAUCGGCGCUAAUGGCGCAUAUUUUUAUAAAACCCCCUUUUCCCAUGGCCACUUUUGAGAGCCACUGACCAUUUCUUUUAUCUGAUCACAAUGUAUCUUUAAAUUGGCUUUCAUUGCUUAUUGUCCGCCUGUAUCUGUACUAGGGUAUGGGUUUCCUUAUGCUAAAAAAAAA
Drosophila serrata is the source of this 1532-nucleotide messenger RNA. It is a transcript of the gene Drice, whose product is annotated as Death related ICE-like caspase. Gene Ontology annotation, molecular function: cysteine-type endopeptidase activity. NCBI's taxonomy places the organism in Eukaryota, Metazoa, Arthropoda, Insecta, Diptera, Drosophilidae. Gene Ontology annotation, cellular component: cytoplasm. Gene Ontology annotation, biological process: apoptotic process; proteolysis; positive regulation of neuron apoptotic process. The record is from RefSeq and is a predicted model, not a curated record.